CCCGGUUUCUUCAGCGUCUCACUACAGAGAAACUCAGGCUAAAGGUUAAAGGAUGCGGUUUAUUAAAUAAUUCCAACCAUUAACCUGCAACCUGCAAACCCAUGGCAGCCUAUUAAGUUUACGCUAUCAUGAUUCAUGCUUGAUGUUUACUGAUGAGAAAGCUUAAUGCCUGUUUGCUUUACUUUUUAUUGCCACCCAUAAUAUAUAGAGAAAGGAGCCUUGAGGGGGGAGGGGCAAAAAAGGUUACAGGACCCACGCGAGGGGACAAUAAGAGCAGCAGACUCAGUUGCAUCAAGAUUGAAGCCUUCCCUCCCUCCCUCCAUCUCUCCGUAUAGGCCCCAGCGCACAUCUGCGUCACUUACAGGGGGGAGGAGGGAGGCGCUGAGCGGAGAGAAAAUUGGAGUGUGAGGACCUUGACAGCUUCACAGGCGGGCUUUUCCAUUUGCCUCCUUGUCUUUUGUGGACUAUUUCCUUCUCUCCUUUACAAACCGACUCUAAAACCACAGCUCCUCGCCUUGCAGAAGGCAAUUGACUUUCUCCUAGAUACCCCGCAAGCUCGCCAGGACAUCCUUGGGGAACCCAGGGACAGGCUGGGACUCAGGUGCAUCGAGGAGGCUGCGGGGUGCGCUUCUUGGAGACUUGGGGCUUUCUCUCUUUCUCUCUCUCUCUCUUUUUUUUUUUUUCCUCGUCCUCUCUCUACGCUCUCCAGACACUGAACUCUGAGCUGCAAGGACAGGAGAACCGACACCUUUCGCGACUGACACUGUGCCACGGGGUUGCAGACCAGGGAGGUGUAUUCCGGCUUCCCUUUCCGCCGCCUCGGGAGCAUCGGGGCGCACCAAGCUCCCUCUCUGGGGAGCCUCGCUCGCAUCAGGGUUCGCAGGACCGGGAGUCGGGGUGGAGGAUUUCAGCUCCAGGCUCCUGGCUGCCACCUGGGCUCUGGGUUGGGUGGGCUCCGCCGCACGUCUGACCCCAGCCGAGCCGAGGCGCGCAUCGCUGCCGUCUGCGCUCCCUCCAGGGUGGCGCGGAGCGCGGCGGCUUCGCCCCGACGGUGCCCCCCACCCACCCCCCUUCUCCCAGCAGAGAGAGCCCGACCAGCUUCCAGCUGCAACCUCGGACCCUUCUGGCCUCUCACUCUCCCCGGUCGGUCAGCGGCUUCCGCAGCAGCCCCGUUCCCUUUGCCUGCCUGGAGUUAAGGAUGUCGGGCUCUGGGCGAAAAGACUUCGAUGUGAAGCACAUCCUGCGACUCCGCUGGAAACUCUUCAGCCACCCGUCGCCGUCUUCCGGAGGCCCGGCCGGGGGCAGCUGUCUGCAACAGGAUGGCAGCGGCAGCUUCGAGCACUGGGGACCCAGCCAGAGCCGCCUGCUUAAGAUCCAAGAGAAGAGCAGCAUGAGCGCUUUCUGGAAGAAGCCAUCCUCGUCUUCCUCCUCCUCCUCCUCCACCUCCUCCUCCUCCCCUUCCUCGUCCUCCCAGUCUUCUUCCUCCUCCGCCUUCAACCCACUGAAUGGCACCCUGCUGCCAGUGGCCACGAGGCUGCAGGGGGCACCGGGGCAGGGCACGCAACAGCCGGCCAGGACUCUCUUCUACGUGGAGUCCAUCGAAGAAGAAGAGGUGCCAGGCAUGGACUUCCCAGGACACCCCGAAAAAGGGCUGGUCCUGCAGGAGCUCAAAGUGGAGCCCGCCAACUCGAGCCAGGCAACAGGUGAAGGAUGUGGACACAGACUCUCAGCGACAAGCCAUUCCCUGACAUCUCAAAGUGACAUGGACUCUAGCAGCUCUGAAGAAUUCUAUCAGGCUGUUCAUCACGCUGAGCAAACCUUCAGAAAAAUGGAAAGUUACUUGAAACAACAGCAACUCUGUGACGUCAUUUUGAUUGUUGGAAACCGAAAGAUACCUGCACAUAGGCUUGUUCUCAGCUCAGUGUCUGACUAUUUUGCUGCCAUGUUUACAAGUGAUGUGUGUGAGGCCAAGCAAGAAGAGAUCAAGAUGGAAGGCAUAGACCCCAACGCUCUCUGGGACCUUGUUCAAUUUGCGUAUACAGGCUGCUUGGAAUUAAAGGAAGAUACCAUUGAAAACCUUCUUGCUGCUGCGUGCCUUCUUCAGCUUCCUCAAGUGGUAGAGGUGUGCUGCCAUUUCCUCAUGAAGCUUUUACACCCAUCCAACUGUUUAGGAAUCCGUGCAUUUGCAGAUGCUCAAGGAUGCAUUGAAUUAAUGAAGGUAGCCCACAGUUAUACAAUGGAAAACAUAAUGGAAGUUAUAAGAAAUCAAGAAUUUUUACUGCUUCCUGCUGAGGAGCUCCAUAAACUCCUGGCCAGCGAUGAUGUAAAUGUUCCUGAUGAAGAAACCAUUUUCCAUGCAUUAAUGAUGUGGGUCAAGUAUGAUAUGCAGAGGAGAUGCAAUGACUUAAGUAUGCUUCUUGCCUUUAUAAGACUUCCACUCCUUCCACCACAGAUAUUGGCUGAUCUAGAAAAUCAUACAUUAUUUAAGAAUGAUCUGGAAUGCCAAAAGCUGAUUCUAGAAGCAAUGAAGUAUCAUCUAUUACCAGAAAGAAGAACCUUAAUGCAAAGUCCAAGAACUAAACCUAGAAAAUCUACAGUCGGAACUCUGUAUGCUGUCGGGGGAAUGGAUAACAACAAAGGAGCUACAACCAUAGAAAAAUAUGACCUGAGAACAAAUUUGUGGAUUCAGGCAGGAAUGAUGAAUGGAAGAAGAUUACAGUUUGGUGUGGCUGUUAUUGAUGACAAACUCUUCGUGAUUGGAGGCCGAGAUGGCUUAAAGACUUUGAACACUGUUGAAUGUUACAAUCCUAGAACUAAGACCUGGACUGUCUUGCCACCAAUGUCAACACAUAGACAUGGACUAGGUGUGACUGUGCUCGAAGGCCCUAUUUAUGCCGUGGGAGGCCAUGAUGGCUGGAGUUAUUUGAACACAGUGGAGAGGUGGGAUCCGCAGAGUCAGCAGUGGACAUUUGUGGCCAGCAUGUCUAUUGCUCGGAGCACAGUUGGUGUAGCAGCACUGAAUGGCAAGUUGUAUUCUGUUGGAGGUCGUGAUGGCAGUUCCUGUCUGAGUUCAAUGGAAUAUUACGAUCCUCACACAAAUAAGUGGAACAUGUGUGCCCCCAUGUGUAAGAGAAGAGGGGGUGUUGGAGUGGCCACAUGUGAUGGUUUUCUUUAUGCAGUAGGUGGUCAUGAUGCUCCUGCUUCAAAUCACUGUUCAAGGCUGCUGGAUUAUGUAGAAAGAUAUGACCCUAAGACAGACACAUGGACCAUGGUGGCUCCUUUGAGCAUGCCCAGAGAUGCUGUUGGAGUCUGCCUUCUUGGAGACAGAUUAUAUGCAGUUGGUGGCUAUGAUGGGCAAACAUACCUGAAUACUAUGGAAUCCUAUGACCCACAAACUAAUGAGUGGACACAGAUGGCUUCCUUGAAUAUUGGAAGAGCAGGUGCCUGUGUGGUAGUCAUCAAGCAACCUUGAUCUAUUUUUAUUUAGAAAAAAUUUAUUUGCUGGAAUGAUUAUUUUUAUGUCAGCGGGCAAGAAUGAGAACUUCCUGAAUUGAAACUCUUCAAUAACAAGGGAUUUUUUUCAGAUUAACCAGCUGAAACAAAAAGAGGUAGAAGAGUAAUCAGAAUUAUACAAGACAAAUCAUCAAACUGCUCUAGGAACAGUAUCUGGCUGUGUAUUAGUUCAGGAUGGUUAUUGGUAAUUUGUUUUGUAUUGUAGCAUACAAUAACUAGAGUUACCAAAGGCUUGUUUUUCUUGAAUCAUUAUAAACAGAGAAUGAUGUGGACAUGGCUCAUUUCAUGACUGCAACUCAAUCGCCUUAGGAUGUGUGACAGUAUUAAAAGUUGAGUAGAGGAAGAAUAUUUCAUCUGAUGGAAUCUGAUUGGUUUAUAAUUUUGCUAAUCAGAAGUAGCCAUGUCAGGAGACAGAAUGAUGUUUUAUUGAAACAAACAUGCUUCUUUCUCAUUUCACUAAGCUACAAAGAUAGAGAAACAAAUCCAUGCUUGUCUCUUGUGUUCAGAAAAUGAACUAUCUUGCUAAAAAAAAAAAACUACAUAUGUCAUCGGCAAUCAUGGCUGAAGUGUAUUGCAAUUUCAUUAGCCAUCUGAAGCUUGCAAACACAAAGGUUGCUUUCAUUAGAUUUGCCACAUUGGUUUUCAUUUGAACACACUGAGCAAAAGAACCAGCACGAUGAUGGGCCUUUGCCUUAGAGUUCAGUGUAAGCACGGGAACUAGAUCUUCUGAAUAUUAUAUAGAUAGAUACCCAUUGCAUGUUGAAGUUCCUUAAAAUUUUGUUCAUUUGGGAAAAGAAACAGAAUUUGGACAGAGAAACAUAUGGUCGGUUCACUCAUUUGGAAUAUUAAUGGUCAUUGAUAUACAGACAGCAAAAUUCAAAUGUUCAUUUCUCAAUUUUCAAACUUGUUACAUUGAUAUACACAUUAUUUUAUGCAGACUAUUUGUAAUUGUUUAAAGCAUAAAGUAUAUACAUUUACAGUCUGUCCUUAAUAGAUAUAUGUCAAUUUAAAAGAAAACAGUGAAUAAAUAAUAAAAUUUUGCUUUUAUCAGUGUAUCUUUCUUCAAUGAAUUUUUUUCUAUACACACGUAUAAAUUUUGACUAGACAUAUUGCUAAAAAAGGCCAUUUUAAUUGUUUGCCUUUUUCAAAACCAAGAACUAUGAGGGCUGUGACACAGUCAACCCUGUUCUUCACUUAUGUCCCCAGCACUCCAAGGAAGAAAAAGGAAAUAUUCAUCCAGUAUAAGUUUUGUUUUUCUCUAAAGUUCUAUUCAGACAAACAAAUGAAAUUUUUAUUGAUUUCAUCAUUACUUACUUGUGAGAGUUAACAUUGAUGUCUAGAUUAAAAAUCAUAUGAGAGUACUGAAAAUCGUUCUGACUCUAUAAAAGACAAGAAAAUUACUGUUUCUGAAUCAGUGUAAACCAUGGAAUUUAGUUUUUUUACUGAGGACUAAAAAUACUUCAAAUCUACUAGCCAAGAAAUACAUUGGUAAUAAAUAUUAAGUAAAGAAAAUAUUAAAACUUAUGUUUUCCAAGUUUCACAUAUGACCGCAUUUAUAAAAGUUUAUGAUACAUGCAAUUACAUGAAAAUUUAAUUACAUUUCCUAUAGUUUCACCUCUCCUUAAUUAUUCAUAUUUAGGGAUCUUUAGAUUUAAAUGUAAAUACGAAAGUUUUUG
Messenger RNA from Sorex araneus (European shrew), 5189 nucleotides. It is a transcript of the gene KLHL1, whose product is annotated as kelch like family member 1. The coding region runs from base 1199 to 3472 and encodes 757 amino acids. NCBI's taxonomy places the organism in Eukaryota, Metazoa, Chordata, Mammalia, Eulipotyphla, Soricidae. The record is from RefSeq and is a predicted model, not a curated record. The transcript has 11 exons. Gene Ontology annotation, molecular function: protein binding.